Cuscuta epithymum is the source of this 3171-nucleotide messenger RNA. Lineage: Eukaryota; Viridiplantae; Streptophyta; Magnoliopsida; Solanales; Convolvulaceae. The record is from the annotation of a GenBank genome assembly.
GACUUUACGGUCAAAACGGGUGUUUUAAGAAUAACGAAGAAAGAUGCAUAACCUCUCCUCCACAAGCCCGUUCGGGGUCGAUUCGCCUCUUCCUCCAUUCUCAAUCGAGCAUGCCCCGAUCAAGGUUGCUGGUAUAAUUUUGCACGACAAUGAAUUUUCUAUUGAUGAGGUCGAAUCAGGCUGCUGCUCCUGCUGAACUGCCGCCUUCUAUUCAGCCCGGGACUAGCUAUGUGUCAAAGCCGAGUAGUGGUACACUUGGUGCACUUUUUGCGGAAGAUCCCUUAUUACAGACCAAGUCAUUUGAGAACCAUGAUGGUGACAGCGACGGACAUGGGAAUGAUAGUGGGUUUAUUGCCGGAUCAAUUGGGACGGGGAAUCACAUUGAAGUUACUGAAGGUGAAGGGUGGAUAGCUAUUCCAAAGAGUAAUCUCUUGCUCCUUUUUCUUGUCAUGUAGAGAGCUGCUGCACUUAUUGUAUAUGGAUGGUAUUAUCCAAAAGAGCUUCCUGAUAACUGGAGUGAGGCACCAGACAUAACUUCCUUGCGCUUGCUCGACCGCUUCUUUGUUUUUCCUGGCGAACAAGUUCAGGUCCUAGCAUGCCUGUCAGCAUAUAAGAAGGAUACUGAAAUUAUUACACCAUUUAAAGUUGCUGAACUUAUGAACAAAAAAGGGCUUGGGGAGAAUAACCACAAAGAAGGGGAAUGUUGAAUCUGAGAAAGAAGUUUCUGCGGGUGCAUCUCUUCUGAGAAUGGAAGAUUACAAAAGACAGACUGAAUCCCUGCUGCGAAGGUUUAAAAACUCUCAUUUCUUUGUCCGAAUUGCUGGGUCAGAGGAGUCACUAUGGACAAAAAGAAAGCUUAUGGAAGACUCUUCUGGUUUUGAUGAAAUGUUCAUGGGGAUUGGUUUAGAUGCUAGGCAUACUACAAAAAAGAAGCCUCCUUCAAUGGCUGCCAUUGAUAGAGGGAAUUUUGAUUCCAUCACAUCUGGAGGAGUGGGAAGGAAUGCUGCCAAGUGUUGCGCUCUUCCCAAUGGAAAUAUUGGGGAUACAGGUACUUUUACAGAUAAAUGUUGGUGUUGAAUUUGUGAGGGAUCCUGUAUUGGAAAUUCUUCAGUUUGAGAAAUCUCAGGAUAGAAGUUUGUCUUCUGCUGGCCAUGAAAAUUCAGUGUGUCCCGACCAGGAUCCAUGUGGUGAGCUCUUAAAGUGGUUGCUUCCUUUAGAUAAUUCUAUUCCUCCUCCAGCACGAUCCCUAACCCCACCUCAUUUGACUUCUACUGCAAGCAUCCGAAGUACAUCUACAAGGGUUACCUUAUCCGGACCAACUGGAUCUCAGCUUUUCUCUUUUGGAAACCUCAGAAGCUACUCCAUGUCUUCACUGCCGCAAAAUAGUUUACCACCUUCAUCAACUUCAACCCCCAAUUCUGGACCCAGCUUUGAACCAGAAGAUUGGGAGCGGUUUUCAUUUCGUAAGGCAAUCAAAAGUGAAAAUAGCGGUAGCAGAGGGCUUUUGUCCUAUAGAGGUGUAUCAUUGGAACCUGAAAGAUUUUCUGUACAUUGUGGUUUGGAAGGGAUUUACAUACCUGGAAGGAAAUGGAGGAAGAAAAUUGAAAUAAUUCAACCACUUGAAAUCACUUCUUUUGCUUCUCACUGCAGCAUAAAUGACCUCAUAUGUGUUCAAGUAAAGUGUUUUUCAACACCCCUCUCGAGCCGGAACUUGUAGAGCGAAUUCUCCAAGUUUUAGUGGAAAUGUAUGACAGCCAGAUGUUUGAGCUGACAAAUGAGAAUGUUGCUCCAGAACACACACCUGAUAUCGUUGUGUAUAUAGAUGCCAUAUCAAUUGUCUUUGAAGAAGCUUCCAAAAAUGGGCCACCUUUAUCUUUACCAACUGCAUGUAUAGAAGCUGGGAGUGACCACUGUUUACCAAAUCUAGCUCUCAGGAGAGGUGAGGAACACUCCUUUAUUCUCAAACCAGCAACUUCCAUGGGGAAAAGAUCCAAGGUCAGUAGUGAGAAAAGUUCACAGCUAUCAAGCUCUAGUCCUGGAAAUGUAGCAUCCACAAGACAGUACUCUUUGAAUGACAAGUGGAGAAAUAGUGUGUCGCCCGCUGAUCGUUAUGCAAUUCUUGUAUCAUGUAGAUGCAAUUAUACCGGGUCUAAGCUGUUCUUUAAACAGCCAAUAAGCUGGCGACCACGCAUUUUCAGGGAUUUGAUGAUCUCUGUUGCAUCUGAAGGGUCAAAACAAACUUUAGGAUCCAAUGACAGAGCGGCAGAGCUUCCAUCCCAGGUCCUAACUCUUCAAGCAUCAAAUUUGACAUCUGAAGAUCUAACAAUGACAGUGCUCGCUCCAUCCUUUACGUCUCUGCCUUCUGUGAUGUCAGUUAGCUCACCGACAUCACCAGGAAGUCCUUUUAUUGAUUCUUCUAGGCUCUCAGAGAAAGUAAAUGACAGGAAAGUUGCUACUUCUCGUCAGAGUGCCAGCGCAGCAUUAGAGAGUAAAGCAGUACAGGUGUCAAGUGGUCACAAGAGAUCGGUUUCGUUUGAUGAGCGAGUCAUUUAUAUACCCGACAUCCAUCCAAGUAGUGAUUCAGGAUGUUCACAUUUAUGGUUGCAGAGUAGAGUUCCAUUAGGAUGUGUUCCUUCUCAAUCGACAGCCACUGUCAAACUUGAGGUUCUUCCCCUGACAGAUGGCAUCAUCACCCUUGAUUCCUUGCAAAUUGAAGUAAAAGAGAAAGGCCUCACAUACAUACCGGAGCACUCUCUGAAGAUAUAUGCAACUUCAAGCAUUUCAAUUGGGGUGCAAUGAUAUUUUCCCUGAUUUUAAGUCACUCACAUCGGUGGAGUAAGGUGUCCCUCUCUGGUUCUCUUGCCAUUUAUUAUAUGCAUUUAUUAGUGAUGGCUUUGUAUCUACUAUUCGAUAGUGGGGUGGAAAUUUCAUUCGCCGCCUUUAGAUGAGGUUGGCCUUGGUAUGAUACGCCAUUUCUGAUCAAGCACUCUCUCUCUCUCUCUGUGAAGCAAACAUGCUGUUUUGAACUUUCUUUGGUGAUUAAGGAGCAUAUACUAUCAUGUCCCUAUAUAAAGUUCAUGUUUUACCAUUACUAUUUACAAUUAUAUAUUUAUAAGAUCUAUGAUGAUUGAUGAAUUAUUACGUACUAGUAGUAUUUUAAAGUGAUAUUCC